AGCGCUUUAACGCGUUAACUUUGGUCAUCUCUUAAUUAAUCAAACUUCUCUCCCGCCAAAGUUCCAAUGCAUUUGCUCACUUGAUCAAUGGUCAUCACCACCCGUCUGAAGAAACUUCCUUCCAAACUACUCUUCUCAAGAAAUCAUCCCUUUGCGUCAUUUUCUCAAACACUUUCCGCUCGCUCCAAUUUGCCCCACUACAAAGACAACCCAGACAAGGCCAAGGACAACUGGAACACCAACCAUUCUUUUGUCCUCUCAAACCCGAUUCUUUCACUCCUUGAAAAUAAAUGCAAGUCCAUUUCUCAACUCAAGCAAAUCCAAUCCCAAAUGAUCAUCACUGGCCUCAUCUCAGAUGGGCUGGCGUCGAGUCGUUUGAUUGCAUUCUGUGCUCUCUCAGAAAUGGCUGAUCUUUCUUACUGCAAAACGUUGUUAUGCAGUUUGCAAAACCCAAAUGCAUUUUCUUAUAAUGUUUCUAUUAGAGCUUUUUCUGACGGUGAGAACCCAAUUGAAGCUUUUAUUUUAUACAAGCAAAUGUUGUGUGCUUGGAGUAAUAGUGGUUUAAGGCCUGAUAAAUAUACUUUUCCUUUGUUGUUUAAGACAUGUACUAGAUUAUCAUUCUUUUAUUUGGGUUUUGAGAUUCUUGUUCAUGUUAUUAAAUUGGGUUAUGAGAGAAACAUUUAUGUGCAUAAUGCUUUAAUUCAUUUCUUGGCGUCUUUUGGGGAGUUGGACAUUGCACGUAUGGUGUUCAAUGAAAAUUGCGUGAGAGACUUGGUUUCUUGGAAUUCCUUGAUUAAUGGGUAUGUCAAGAGCGGGAAAGCACACAAAGCUUUGAGGAUUUUUAGGGAAAUGGAGACGGAGGGAGUCAAGCCAGACGAGGUUACUAUGAUUGGAUUGGUUUUGUCAUGCGGGCAGUUGGAGGACUUAGUGCUUGGGAGAGAAUUUCAUCAGCGCAUUGAGGAGUAUGGGCUGAAUUUGACCGUGCCUCUAGGUAAUGCUCUUAUGGACAUGUAUGUGAAGUGUGGGGAACUUGAUGAAGCAAAGGCUUUGUUUGAUAGGAUGGAGAAGAAGACCGUGGUUAGUUGGACGACCAUGGUUGUGGGAUAUGCAAAGAUGGGGCUUUUGGACACUGCUAGAAAGCUUUUUGAUGAGAUGCCUGAGAAGGAUGUUGUUCCUUGGAAUGCUUUGAUUAGUGGUUACGUCCAAAUCAAACAUUGUAAGGAGGCAUUGGCUUUGUUUAGUGAAAUGCAAGCCAUGAAUGUUAUGCCUGAUCAGGUGACCAUGGUUAGUUGUUUAUCUGCUUGCACGCAGAUCGGGGCACUUGAUGUUGGAAUUUGGCUUCAUCGGUAUAUUGAAAGGAAUAACAUCUCUAUAAAUGUUGCUUUGGGGACUGCUUUGAUAGAUAUGUAUGCAAAAUGUGGCAACAUCAGUAAGGCACUUCAGAUUUUUAAAGAGAUGCCGGCAAGAAACUCAUUAACUUGGACAGCUAUAAUAUGUGGUUUGGCUUAUCAUGGGGAUUCCAGUGAUGCUUUAUCCCACUUCUUUGAGAUGAUUCAAAUUGGACUGGUCCCAGAUGAAGUUACAUUUCUGGGUGUCUUGUCAGCUUGUUGUCAUGGAGGUUUGGUUGAAGAAGGUCGCAAGAUUUUUGCACAGAUGAGCUCCAAGUUCAACAUUCCUCCCAAACUUAAACACUACUCUUGCAUGGUUGACCUUUUGGGUAGGGCUGGUCUACUGGAAGAGGCUGAAGAGCUUAUUAAGAGCAUGCCAAUGGAAGCUGAUGCUGUGGUGUGGGGAGCAUUAUUUUUUGCAUGUCGAAUUAAUAAAAAUGUCGAAAUGGGGGAGAAAGCUGCUAUGAAGCUUCUAGAACUGGAUCCUCAUGAUAGUGGAAUCUAUGUCCUGCUUGCAAGCAUGUACAUCGAAGCAAAUAUGUGGCAUAAGUCCAGGGAGGUUAGGAAGAUGAUGAGAGAAAGAGGUGUUGACAAGACACCUGGCUGCAGUUCAAUAGAGGUCAAAGGUGAUGUUUGGGAGUUCAUGGUCAAAGAUAAGUCACAUCCUCAGUGUGAUGAGAUCUACCAAUGUCUUAUGGAAUUAAAGAGACAGAUGGAGCUUGUCGAAUAUUCAGUUGAUGUGCCUCUCCCGGAAUAUGACCUCCUUAUUAGCUCUAAUAGCUGCUGCUGAGUCAACUGAGAAGGUUGCAGAGAAGGCAAAGUUGAUUAGGAAAAAAUUCGGAAACAUUUGUGAUCCGAAUGGAGUUAAUUCUUGAACCGGUUGCAUCCUCAACUUGGUCAGAUCUACAAUUGUUCUACUCAGUCAACAAGAUGUCUGGAGGUUGCUUAGCUUAUGUCUAAUAUUAGACAUUCUCUGGAGAUAAUCCCAUAUUUGGCUCUGUCUGUGGCUGCAAAAUUUCAAUGACCAGGUCUGUUGGAAAACAGAAACUCAUAUCCCAUACUUGUUCCCAAAUUUUAAUCAGCAAUAACUUGGCAUGCUGUUCUAAGUAUAAUCAGUCACAGACAGAGGUAAUCAGACACCAGAUCGAUUCAAUUGUCUGAAAUAGAAAGGUAUCUGGUAACAUGUUCAUUAUUAUUGUGAUUCAUUGUUACUAAUUUGUCUAUUUCUGCUAAACUGGCUCUAAUACUGAAGAACGAGUUAGCCAUCUUUUACACAUUCAAUUUCCUGAUGUAUGUAACUUGAAUUGAUGUUUCAACAAAUUCCAGUUACA
This is a messenger RNA of Coffea arabica (coffee), 2719 nucleotides long. Its product is annotated as pentatricopeptide repeat-containing protein At2g22410, mitochondrial-like. Gene Ontology annotation, biological process: RNA modification. NCBI's taxonomy places the organism in Eukaryota, Viridiplantae, Streptophyta, Magnoliopsida, Gentianales, Rubiaceae. Gene Ontology annotation, molecular function: protein binding; RNA binding. The record is from RefSeq and is a predicted model, not a curated record.